This is a messenger RNA of Equus caballus (horse), 4402 nucleotides long. It is a transcript of the gene AGPAT1, whose product is annotated as 1-acylglycerol-3-phosphate O-acyltransferase 1. The record is from RefSeq and is a predicted model, not a curated record. Gene Ontology annotation, molecular function: 1-acylglycerol-3-phosphate O-acyltransferase activity. NCBI's taxonomy places the organism in Eukaryota, Metazoa, Chordata, Mammalia, Perissodactyla, Equidae. Gene Ontology annotation, biological process: phosphatidic acid biosynthetic process. Gene Ontology annotation, cellular component: membrane; endoplasmic reticulum.
ACUCUGAAUUUGGGAUGGGGGUGUGGACAGAGAAUCCUGGAGAGGGAAUUCUCCACACCUUCCUCAAUUCCUUUCUUGUCCUUUGGCCCCACUGACUCUUGGGGGGUUGUGGUGGGGAGAAGGCGGUUUAUUGCCCUCCUUUCCCCAACAGAAUUUGCUUCCUAGGAAUGCCUUGAGACACCUCUAUUUCCAGCUAGCCACAGGACCUCUUAUUUCUCAGUGGCCUUCCACACUGUGCUAGACCCUUACUAACACACAGAUACCUUGUGGGGGCCAUGUUUUCUGCACUGAGUCGGUGUGCCUUUGACAUGUUUAAUGGCUUGUGUGUGGCUAGGUUAUCCCUCUGCUAUCCAUGAGCUGUGGAGAAAUCAUGUUAUUUUCCAUCAGAAUUGCUCAUUCUCAUGUUAUGUUUAUGUCUCGUGUCCAGUCUUGACAUGUUCAAGUGUGUGAGUUUUCAUAUAUUGCAUCUAUUAUGUGGUUUCAUGUUUCUUGCACGUUUUAUGUUUAUGCAUGUUUACUUUAGUGUGUAAAGACUACCUUAUCUUGUUUCGGCUCACGUGUUAUGUCCAUGGUCCUGCUGUAUACAGUACUCUUCAUGGGUGGGAUCCUGUGACUUCACGGACUAGCACACACUCAUGUUGUGAUGGGAUUGGCCUCUUUGCUGUAUGUGUUUCACAGUCACGGUUCACACCACAAAUAAGCCUGUGACUUUGCAUGAUGCACUGAUGUGACACAACCAUAGCAUGUGUGCUUCUCAUUACAGAUAAUACAUAUGUCCUAAUUUUGUUGGCAGUAUAUUUUGUGAGCCCUGUGCUCAUUAACCGAUUUGGCACUCCAUUGUGUUUAUAAAUCCUUGGACAUUUCUGCUCUGGAGAGGGUCACUUUACAGCAUGCAGUAAAGAAAGUAACUGGGCCUCUGAGUCCCCAAAGAACCAUCCCAUAUGCCUUACUUUGCUGAUCUCUCUGGCCUGUGUCUCUUCAUGCACAUUAUCUCUCCGGUGUCUGUGUCCAUGGAGCUCAAUGCAUGCCACAGGGCAGUCCUGCCAUGCACAUUAUCUGUCCCUGACCCUGCACUGUUGGCAUGUAUUUGAUGACAGUAGCAUCUUUCCCCUGUGGCAUGUUGAUCCCCAUUCUGUAUGUUUCUCUUGUUGGGGAGAUGGUAGGUCCUUUCUUGAUUGUUGUCACUGCCUUCACCGUGGCCGUGUAUUCUAUGUGUAUAUUCAGAGUAAGUUACUAUUAGGCUUGGUGUGUUCAUUGCUUUCCUGGUGCCUUUUCUUUUCAUAGUUAAUAGUAGUUAAUAGUCCUCAAGAGGGUGGCUAUCUGAUUCGUGAUCAGAUAUAUGUCAUUAAUUAUGGCAGUGUGGAUAUGUAUCCAGCCUUAUAAUCUGUCCAGCAAAUGUUUGUUGAGCGCUUUCUCUGCCUCCUCCUUUCCUGGGCAUUGGGGAUAAGAUAGAGUCCCUGUCCUCAAGGUGCUUACAGACUAGGAAGGGAAACAAAAAUGUCAGAGAGCAGGUACACACAAUAUGGUGUCAAGAUCAGUGGUUUACAAACUCAUGUGCACAUCAGACUCACCUGGAGGGCUUGUUAAACUACAGAUUAGUGAAUUCCUGAUUCAGGAGAUCUGGAUGAGGUCCAAGAAUUCUCAUUUCUACACUUUGAGAACUUGUAGUCAAGAUAAAAUUGUAAAGAAAACUCAGGCUCCAGGGAAUUCAGGAAGACUUCCAAAAAGUGACACUGAGCUGUGUGAAGCAAGAGAAGAAGAGGCGGAAGAGCGUUCCAGCCAAAGGGAACAGCACGUCACGGCACAGAAGCAUGACAGAUCACAGGGUGUCUAAGGAACCGAAGCAAAAAAAGCUUUUGUGGGGAUGCGGCCAAAGGCGUAAGCAGAAGUCAACUUAUCAAGAAGGGCCUUUAGGCAAGACAAGGAAAUGCUCAGAUUUGUGUUACAGAAAAAUCUCUAUGGUUGCUGUGUGGAAGAGGGGUUGGAGGGGAAGAGAUAGGCGCUGUUGUGAACUUGCCAGGGCAGUGGGAUGGAGCAGCCCAGAAAGCUGACUGCUUCAGAGCUGGCAGGGGCUCCUGUUUCCUCGGUUGCCUGUUACCUUCACCCUUGGCAGUGAGCUUACCUUUGAGCACAGACCUUCCUGUCAUUGGAAGGGAGUACCUGUGGCCUUGCUGAGAUUGACAGGUAUUUGCCAGAACACCCCUUUUGUGAUUGGGAGCCUGCCCCCAGCAGUGGGGCAGAGUGGAGGAAGGAGGAAGAGCCGAGAAGGCUGGUUCCUGCAUGACUGCACCUCUUCCUCCUGAGCUCGUUGCUCUCCCAGGGCAGGUGGUGUUAUGUCCCUUUUACUCUCUGCCCUCAUUUUUUCACUUGUUGAGGCCUCACACACAGUAUCUGCCUGACCAAAUUGCUUCCGGUGUUGUUGGAAGGGAGAGAAGGGAGCUGUAGGAUUUUUUUGCCUGCCUGUGGAGGCAGGAUUGGUAGCUGUAGCUACUCCUGGUGGCCAGAAUGGAGCUGUGGCCAGGGGCGUGGACGGUACUGCUGCUGCUCUUCCUGCUGCUGCUCUUCCUGCUGCCUACCCUGUGGUUCUGCAGCCCCAGUGCCAAGUACUUCUUCAAGAUGGCCUUCUACAAUGGCUGGAUCCUCUUUCUGGCUGUGCUCGCCAUCCCUGUGUGUGCCGUGCGAGGACGCAACGUCGAGAACAUGAAGAUCUUGCGUCUGAUGCUGCUCCACAUCAAAUACCUGUACGGGAUCCGAGUGGAGGUGCGAGGGGCUCACCACUUCCCUCCCUCACAACCCUACGUCGUUGUCUCCAACCACCAGAGCUCCCUCGACCUGCUUGGGAUGAUGGAGGUUCUGCCGGGCCGCUGCGUGCCCAUUGCCAAGCGUGAGCUACUGUGGGCUGGCUCUGCUGGUCUGGCCUGCUGGCUGGCAGGAGUCAUCUUCAUCGACCGGAAGCGCACUGGGGAUGCCAUCAGUGUCAUGUCUGAGGUUGCCCAGACACUGCUUACCCAGGACGUCCGGGUCUGGGUUUUCCCCGAGGGCACAAGAAACCACAAUGGCUCCAUGCUGCCCUUCAAACGCGGCGCCUUCCACCUUGCAGUGCAGGCCCAGGUUCCCAUUGUCCCCAUAGUCAUGUCCUCCUAUCAAGACUUCUACUGCAAGAAGGAGCGCCGCUUCACUUCGGGGCGAUGUCAGGUACGGGUGCUGCCCCCAGUGCCCACAGAAGGGCUGACACCAGAUGACGUUCCAGCUCUGGCUGACAGAGUCCGGCACUCCAUGCUGACCAUUUUCCGGGAAAUCUCCACUGAUGGCCGGGGUGGUGGUGACUAUCUGAAGAAGCCUGGAGGGAUGGGCGAGGCCCCGCUCUGAGUUCCCCUCCCAUCUACCCCUACGUUCCUCCCCACACCAUCAGCCCCAUGGGCCCUAAAGCAGGGCCAAGCCCUCUUCCCUGUUUUCCUUCUCCCCAUUUGUUCUCCUCUUUGGAAUCUUCAACUUCUGAACUUCUGAAGUGAAUGUGGAAACAGCACCGCUCCCUGCCCCUGCCCAGUUCCCCCUACAGACUCUCUUGCCUCGGUGCAGUCUCCACUCUGACCUUCACCUCCUGUGCCAUCUUGUCUGUGAAACGGUUGUCUCCCCUUCAUCUCCAGUGGCUCAGCCUACACAACGGUGGGAACACUUCAUCCUGUCCCCAGUGUCCCCUCUUCCUCUGUGGUCUUCUCUCCUUCUCUACCCUACAUUCUAUGGAACAAUCCCCCCGACCCCAAGUCCAUGGAUUCAAUGGACUCAAUCGUUUGUGAGGAGGAAGACUCAUGCUGCGGCUGGAAGCUGACGCCUGGAACAAUCCUCCCAGGCUCAUCCUCGGCACCUUCACCCUCCCUCCCCUGGAGCCUCCUGUCAGUGGAGGCUGGACUCUUCUCACUCAGAGGUCUCAUCCCUGCCCAUGCCCAGGUGCCCAGGGUUGAGCACACUCUUGGAUGCCAGUUUGGUCCAUAUUUCUGCUUUCUCCUAUCCCCGUGGUACAGUUCUUCAGUGGUCCUGGCCACACCCAGCCCCCUGCAGCCCUGCUGUACCAUUCUAAGCAGACACAAGGGGAGAGGCAGACCUCAGGUGCUGCACUCACUUCUGCUCCUUGGGGAGUUGGGAAAAGGAACUGAACCCUGGCUGGAGGGGAUGGGAGGGCUUUUAAUUUAUUUUUCUUUCUUUUGAGGCUGCCCCUCUCUGAGCCAGUUUUCAUUUCCUCCCUGUGGCAUUAGCCUCUCCCUGCCUCCCACCCAGACGUGUGCCCACAACCGGGGAGGUGGGCUGGAGCAAAAGGAGAGGGUGGGAGCCAGUUUUGCGUGGUUGGUUUUUAUUAAUUAUCUGGCUAACAGCAAGAAACCAAGAAUAAAGAUUGAGAGAGAGA